AUGGGGGGUGCCCCUGCUGGUCCUGCAGGAACAGGCAAAACAGAAACUACCAAAGAUAUGGGACGGUGCCUUGGGAAAUACGUCGUGGUUUUCAAUUGUUCAGAUCAGAUGGAUUUCCGAGGACUUGGACGGAUUUUUAAAGGACUGGCACAGUCUGGAUCCUGGGGUUGUUUUGAUGAAUUUAACCGUAUUGAUCUACCAGUUCUCUCCGUCGCAGCCCAGCAGAUUUCCAUUAUUCUGACAUGUAAAAAGGAGCGUAAAAAAUCUUUUAUUUUUACUGAUGGAGAUAAUGUAACUAUGAACCCUGAAUUUGGGCUUUUUCUAACCAUGAAUCCUGGCUACGCUGGGCGGCAGGAACUCCCUGAAAACUUGAAGAUUAACUUCCGCUCCGUGGCCAUGAUGGUCCCUGACCGGCAGAUCAUCAUCAGGGUGAAGCUGGCCAGUUGUGGCUUCAUUGACAACAUUGUUUUGGCCAGGAAGUUUUUCACACUCUACAAGUUGUGUGAGGAGCAGCUUUCUAAGCAGGUACAUUAUGACUUUGGUCUGCGUAAUAUUCUGUCAGUUCUGCGAACCCUGGGAGCAGCCAAAAGAGCCAGCCCCACGGAUACGGAGUCCACGAUCGUCAUGCGUGUGCUGCGAGAUAUGAAUCUUUCCAAACUGAUUGAUGAGGAUGAACCUUUGUUUUUGAGUUUGAUUGAAGAUCUCUUCCCAAAUAUUCUUCUGGACAAGGCGGGUUACCCUGAACUGGAAACGGCAAUUAGUAGACAGGUUGAAGAAGCUGGUUUAAUCAACCAUCCUCCUUGGAAAUUGAAAGUCAUCCAGCUGUUUGAAACCCAGAGAGUGCGGCAUGGAAUGAUGACCCUAGGGCCAAGUGGAGCUGGGAAGACCACUUGCAUCCACACCUUGAUGAAAGCCCUGACAGAAGCUGAAAUUCUUCGUCAGCUGUACACCAAGUCGUUUCCAGACCUGUAUCGCUUCAGUAUUCAGAACUUAGAGCAUCAGAUGGAGAUGCUGGAGGCCUUUGUGGUCCUGCAAAGCCUCAACAUGCUCCAGGGCCUCAUCCCUCCCAAGGAGCAAGGCGGGGAGGUCACGGCGGAGCACCUGGAAAGACUGUACAUCUUCUCGCUGAUGUGGAGCGUGGGGGCGGUGCUGGAACCGGACGGCCGGCGCCGCAUGGAGCAUUGGCUGCGCUCCCGGGAGAUGCUGGCCUUGGACCUGCCGCCCCUCGCGGGGCCUGACGACUCCAUGUUUGACUAUCACGUUGGGUCGGAUGGCAAAUGGAUGCACUGGAAUACGUGUACUGAGGAAUAUGUCUAUCCAUCUGACACCACCCCAGAAUAUGGCUCCAUCCUGGUGCCAAAUGUUGACAACGUGAGAACCAACUUCCUAAUUAAAACCAUUGCUAAACAGGGCAAGGCUGUGCUGUUAAUUGGUGAACAAGGAACAGCCAAGACAGUCAUAAUCAAAGGAUUUAUGUCAAAAUAUGAUCCUGAAAGCCACGUGAUCAAGAGUCUGAACUUUUCUUCUGCAACCACCCCACUGAUGUUUCAGAGGACAGUAGAGAGCUAUGUGGAUAAACGCAUGGGCACCACAUACGGCCCUCCAGCAGGGAAGAAGAUGACUGUCUUCAUUGAUGAUGUGAAUAUGCCAAUAAUCAAUGAGUGGGGAGAUCAGGUUACUAAUGAGAUAGUACGACAGCUACUGGAACAGAAUGGAUUUUAUAAUCUGGAGAAGCCUGGGGAGUUUACCAGCAUUGUGGACAUCCAGUUUUUAGCAGCUAUGAUCCAUCCUGGGGGCGGACGCAAUGAUAUACCGCAGCGACUCAAGAGGCAGUUCUCGAUAUUUAACUGCACGCUACCCUCUGAUGUUUCCGUGGACAAGAUCUUUGGUAAAAUGAAUAGGACAGUAGAGAGCUAUGUGGAUAAACGCAUGGGCACCACAUACGGCCCUCCAGCAGGGAAGAAGAUGACUGUCUUCAUUGAUGAUGUGAAUAUGCCAAUAAUCAAUGAGUGGGGAGAUCAGGUUACUAAUGAGAUAGUACGACAGCUACUGGAACAGAAUGGAUUUUAUAAUCUGGAGAAGCCUGGGGAGUUUACCAGCAUUGUGGACAUCCAGUUUUUAGCAGCUAUGAUCCAUCCUGGGGGCGGACGCAAUGAUAUACCGCAGCGACUCAAGAGGCAGUUCUCGAUAUUUAACUGCACGCUACCCUCUGAUGUUUCCGUGGACAAGAUCUUUGGUGUGAUUGGGGUAGGAUAUUACUGUACCCAGAGGGGUUUCUCAGAAGAAGUCAGAGAUUGGGUGGCGAAGUUGGUGCCCCUGACACGCCGACUAUGGCAAAUGACUAAGAUUAAAAUGCUCCCGACUCCUGCAAAAUUCCAUUACGUUUUUAACCUUCGAGAUCUUUCUAGGAUCUGGCAGGGAAUGCUGAACACUACUCCAGAGGUUAUCAAGGAACCAGACGAACUGUUAAGGCUGUGGAAGCAUGAGUGUAAACGUGUUAUCGCUGAUCGUUUCACGGCAUCUGACGAUGUGACCUGGUUUGAUAGGACUUUAGUCAGCUUGGUGGAGGAGGAGUUUGGUGAAGAGAAAAAACUCCUGGUGGAUUGCGGAAUUGAGACUUACUUUGUGGAUUUCUUGAGGGAUGCACCUGAAGCUACAGGUGAAACAUCUGAGGAGGCUGAUGCUGAGAUGCCCAAAAUUUAUGAGCCCGUUGAAUCUUUUGAUCACCUGAAGGAUCGUUUGAAUAUGUUCCUGCAGCUCUAUAACGAGAGCAUCCGCGGUGCGGGCAUGGACCUGGUGUUCUUUGCAGAUGCCAUGGUUCACUUAGUCAAGAUCUCACGAGUCAUUCGUACUCCCCGGGGAAAUGCCCUCCUGGUUGGGGUGGGCGGAUCGGGGAAGCAGAGCUUAACAAGGUUGGCUUCAUUCAUCGCCGGCUACACUUCCUUCCAGAUCACUCUGACAAGGUAA
This is a messenger RNA of Odocoileus virginianus texanus, 2967 nucleotides long. Lineage: Eukaryota; Metazoa; Chordata; Mammalia; Artiodactyla; Cervidae. The record is from RefSeq and is a predicted model, not a curated record.